AUGGUUUUCAGUGUAACAAAAAGCCUAGAACAAGGAGGAAACAAACUUCUCCAUAGAUGGCAACAAGUAGCACCGAAUAUCGAUGAGAAUCUCUUCAUCAGAGUCAUAGUUCAUCCAGGAAAUAGUACUGUGCCAGGUCAAAGAACAGUAACUACUUCUUACAAUGCUCAAUUUCUUGGUGAAGCGAAUAAACUUCUCAGAGUUAUGAAACACAGUUUUCCAGAAUUAGGUUUAACAAGAAAGGAUUGUUUGGAAACUAGUUGGAUCAAAUCGGUUCUUUAUAUAGCUGGAUAUCCAAAUGGAAUACCUCCAGAAGUUCCGCUCCAAGGAAAACCAACAUCCAAGGCUUACUUCAAAGCAAAAUCAGAUUUUGUCAGACAAGUGAUUCCAGAAACUGACCUCAAUUCCCUAUGGAAGAUUUUUCUUCAAGAGGAUGGGCCUUUAAUGAUAUGGAACCCCUAUGGAGGAAUGAUGAGUAGGGUUGCAAAAUCAGCAACACCUUUCCCUCACAGAAAGGGGACACUUUACAAAAUUCAGUACUUAACAGGAUGGAUUGAUGGAGAAAAGAAUAUGGCAAAACAUAUGAGGUAUUUUAAGGGUAAUUUCAAUAGGUUAGUAAUGGUGAAAACUGAAGUUGAUCCAUCUAAUUUCUUUAGGCAUGAGCAGAGUAUCCCUCCACUGCCAAUUGGUAAGUAA
Messenger RNA from Vicia faba (fava bean), 696 nucleotides. The record is from the annotation of a GenBank genome assembly. Lineage: Eukaryota; Viridiplantae; Streptophyta; Magnoliopsida; Fabales; Fabaceae.